This is a messenger RNA of Rana temporaria (common frog), 1219 nucleotides long. It is a transcript of the gene ASB5, whose product is annotated as ankyrin repeat and SOCS box containing 5. Gene Ontology annotation, molecular function: protein binding. The transcript has 7 exons. The coding region runs from base 222 to 1145 and encodes 307 amino acids. The record is from RefSeq and is a predicted model, not a curated record. NCBI's taxonomy places the organism in Eukaryota, Metazoa, Chordata, Amphibia, Anura, Ranidae. Gene Ontology annotation, biological process: protein ubiquitination; intracellular signal transduction; positive regulation of protein catabolic process.
GAUUCUCCCCGUUUUAAAAAUAGCAAGCACUAGUGCAGUCCAUCCCUUCCCCCUUUGAGUACCCACCAGCCCCAGCCUGUUAGGUAUUACUGAAAAGAUUUCACUGUGCUGCUGACAUUCUGCGUUGAGCACAAACAUUCUCUAGGUGGAAUAACACAUGGAGAUUUAGCCUUGGGAGAGCUGAUAAACCACCGAAGAGCGAGCCAUAUUCAGGGGAAAGGAUGGCUGUACAGCCUGCACUACAGUGUAGCCGCAAGAGGAAAAAGGCUGUAGAUAGCACAGAAAAGUAUCCAGCAAAGAGAAGUGCCAGCUGGGGUAUCCUCACUAACCAAGGAUCCUGGGCAGAUCGAUCUCCAUUGCAUGAGGCAGCAAGCCAGGGACGUCUACUUGCUCUGAAAACAUUGCUUUCACAGGGCUACAAUGUCAACACUUUAACCAUUGACCAUGUGACCCCACUACAUGAAGCCUGCCUGGGAGAUCAUGUUGGAUGUGCAAGAACACUACUGGAAGCUGGAGCACAUGUGAAUGCUACAACUAUUGAUGGAGUGACUCCUUUGUUUAAUGCAUGUUCAAGAGGCAGUGCAAGUUGUGUGGAGCUGCUAUUGGAAUAUGGUGCAAAGGCAUACCUGGAGACCUGUCUUCCUUCACCUGCUCAUGAGGCAGCAAGUAAAGGUCACAGUGAAUGUCUGGAUGCUUUGAUUUCCUGGGAUAUAGAUGUGGACCAAGAUAUUCCUCACUUAGGCACUCCUCUUUACAUGGCAUGUAAAGGACAACACAUAGCUUGUGUGAGGAAGCUCUUAUAUGCAGGUGCUAAUAUACAGCAGGGCAGACACUUGGAUACACCCCUACAUGCUGCUGCUCAGCAGGGCAGUACUGACAUAGUCAGUCUAUUGCUGGACUUUGGUGCUGACAUUAAUGCCCGAAAUACAGAUUUCAAAAGGCCAGUUGAUGUAGCUGUUCCAAAAAGUCCAGUGGAAAGACAGUUACUUUUAUAUGAAGCUAACCCAUGUUCGCUGUGCCAGCUGUGCAGACUUAGCAUCCGCAACUGCCUUGGACAAGCUAGAUUACAUAUGAUUCCACGCCUACAACUGCCUACUAUGCUUAAAGAUUUCUUACAGUAUCGAGAAAGUAUAAGGAACUUUUAACAGCUGUAUGAAGCUCAUACCUGUGUACUGUACAUUAAAUGUCAUUUCAAAUCCACAUUUCAUUAAGCAGAUGG